Messenger RNA from Ostrinia nubilalis (European corn borer), 1325 nucleotides. Its product is annotated as transcription factor Adf-1-like. Lineage: Eukaryota; Metazoa; Arthropoda; Insecta; Lepidoptera; Crambidae. The record is from RefSeq and is a predicted model, not a curated record. Gene Ontology annotation, cellular component: transcription regulator complex; nucleus. The transcript is spliced from 3 exons. Gene Ontology annotation, biological process: regulation of transcription by RNA polymerase II. The coding region runs from base 188 to 943 and encodes 251 amino acids.
UUACAAAAUAAAGUUUUCUAAAGCUGCACUGAACCCGAGAAACGUUUUGCCCACACAAAAGUGAAUUAAUAACCUAUACGUUUCCUCGGUGUCGAUAAACUACGGAGUGACAGUUACGGAAUUGAUUGAACCGUGCGCACAGUGAGCGGACUACAUCUUACUUUGCGGUCAAAAGUACAAAGAUACAAUGAAUAUCGACAAAACAGAGGAACUUAUCGAAAUAGUCCGCCAUUACCCUAUACUGUACGACACGUCACACGACGAAUAUAAAGAUGGGAGACUAAAAAACAAAAUUUGGGAAAGUAUCGCCGAGUCUUUGCAGGAACAUGAUGGAGAUAUCCCAAAAAGCCGUUGGAAGAACCUCAAGGAUUCCUACAGCAAGCACCUACGAGCGGCCAAGGGUGAGACGUCCACCUACAUCGACCGCUACCGCUACUGGCCCUGGGUGGAGCCGAUGUCCUUCAUGCAGCCCUUCAUAGAGGGCAUGCCCACGCGCGCCAACCGCGGCGUCAGGAAGCGCAAGCUGUUAAAGGACACCCAGAAAGCCACUGACGACUCACAGAAGACCACAGAAACAGAAGAACUGAUGCCGAUACCGAAAAUCAAAGGAGAAAACACAGAAUCAGAGUGUGAAGAUCCCAUCUUUGUGAUAACGCAACCGGCGCCCGAACCCCAACCCCAACCAGAAAUAGCUCAGUACUAUAUAAAGAACGAUGUAAGUACAAACAGCAUGAGCAAUAUGAACACGGCGGACUAUGACGAGACAGACCUGAUCUUCCUAGGGUACUCCAAGCUGAUCAAGAAGCUGUCGCGGAGGCAGCAGGCGGCGGUCAAGUUCAAGAUAGCCAAGGUCAUAAUGGAGGCCGAGCUGGAAGGGGAACCGCCCACCAAGAAGAAAUCCAAACUUAGCAACGAUGAACACAAGUCUGACGACAAUUCUUAGUUGACACAUGUUGAAUUUUUAGGUUUUAUUGUUCACACAAUGUGUAAAUAAACGUGUUCAAUUCUAAAGAGGUCCAUGAUGCUCAAAUAGAUAAAUAAUUGUUUGUAUGGGAUCGACAUUGAUACCAUAAAUCGUUCAUUUAUUAAUUCAAGAAGUGUUAAUUUUUAGUUGACAAGUUGUGAAUUUUCGAUGUCGAUAAAUUCGUUUAUUAGUUUACUCUGCCAAAUACUGUAAAUUAUUUGUUAGCUAUUGUUACCGUUAUGUAGGUAAUUAUUAUAUUUCAUUAUGUUAUUAGCAAUUCAUUGAUAUCAGGCAGGAGUACUUCCAGAACAUUAUGCAUUAGUAAGACUUGUCAUUACGAUAUUAAAGGACCUUUACCUAA